GGGCUGUGACUGAUCCACGUGAUGGAAGAAGAGUUGCUUUAAAAAAGUUACCAAAUGUCUUUCAAAGUCUUGUGAGCAGCAAACGCGUGUUCCGGGAACUCAAGAUGUUAUGCUUCUUCGAACACGAUAAUGUACUGUCAGCUCUGGAUAUCUUGCAGCCGCCGCACGUCGAUUUCUUCCAAGAAAUAUAUGUGAUAACGGAGUUGCUUCAAAGUGAUCUUCACAAGAUAAUCGUCAGCCCGCAGCACCUCAAUCCGGAGCACAUCAAGAUCUUCCUCUACCAAAUUUUGCGGGGAUUAAAGUAUCUCCACUCGGCCAGGAUUCUUCACCGUGACAUAAAGCCGGGUAAUCUCCUGGUAAACAGCAACUGCGUGCUGAAGAUAUGCGACUUUGGGUUGGCAAGAGUUGAGGAGCCAGACAGGAACAAAUACAUGACCCAGGAGGUUGUCACGCAGUACUACCGCGCACCAGAGAUUCUUAUGGGAGCUCGUCAUUACACCGCUGCUGUGGAUGUCUGGAGCGUUGGGUGCAUCUUUGGCGAGCUUUUGUGCCGGCAGAUUCUCUUCCAGGCUCAGAAUCCUGUCGAGCAGCUUGACAUGAUAACGGAACUGUUGGGCACGCCGAAGAUAGAAGACAUGCGAUAUGCCUGCGAGGGCGCUAGGAUGCACAUGUUGAGAUGCCCACCAAAACGUCCUUCCUUGACGGCGCUGUAUACUCUGGGCAGUCAUGCCACUCACGAAGCCGUUCAUUUACUCUGUCAGAUGCUCGUCUUCGACCCCGACAAGAGAAUCACCGUCGUUAACGCCCUGGCGCAUCCUUAUCUCGAGGAUGGCCGCUUGAGAUACCACUCGUGCAUGUGCACGUGCUGUUAUGACACCAACUCAGGCCUGAGACAGUACACGCCGGAUUUCGAGCCUUCGACGGCUUAUCCUUUUGACGACCUGUGGGAGCGUAAGCUUACUAGUGUCCAGCAGGUCAAAGAGGAGAUGUACCGAUUUAUCGCUGAGCGAUUGGAUACACCGCGUGUACCUCUGUGCAUAAACCCGCAGUCCGCGGCAUUCAAAAAUUUCGCAAGUUCAACAGUGGCGCACCCUUCAGAACUGCCGCCGUCACCCCACCAGUGGGAAUAAGAACCGCCAUCUUGUCGGCAUAUUAAACUCGAGUGUUCUCGGAGAAACAAACCGCCUAAAAGGACCCUCAGACUGUCCUUUGACUCAAUUUAACCAGAGUUUAUCAUUAUAUCAUCUUCGCUGCACCAAGAUUUAAAAAAAAAAACAAAGUUAUUACGGGAAGAAGCCGCAAUACGUUCAUGAUCAGUUCAUGAAGGAGAGCCAAGAGAGACAAUAGACUGCCGAGUACUUGUAGCUUCGAUUUAUUUCAUACUAGCUGAUUUAAUAAUAAUAAUAAUAAUUAAUAUUAUUAAUUAUUACUGUAACUAUUGCAUAAGCAGAUUAGUAGUCUUACCUGGUUCUGUUUAAAUAGAAGAAACGAGUACAUAAGACUGGGGAAUUAAAAAAAUUAAAAGGGUAGCUAAUUUUCGAUUCCUAAGUAGACAAUUUGUAACAACGAGGCCAGUUUUUACACUAACUUAGGUUUCUUAUCUUCAUUAUUUGUCAACAAUAAUUAUUAUUGUUAUUUAAAGGCGUACGUAAUUUAAAGCUGGCGAGUUUUUAACUAUAAUUAUUUUAGUUUUAUUCAUUUUAUUAAUUAAGGUUAAGAGCGCAUUCGAUAAAGUUUUGUUUAUAAUUAAAUAAGAAAUUAGACUUAGCGCCCUCGGUG
This is a messenger RNA of Cotesia congregata, 1779 nucleotides long. The record is from the annotation of a GenBank genome assembly. Lineage: Eukaryota; Metazoa; Arthropoda; Insecta; Hymenoptera; Braconidae.